AUGGUGCUGCAGAAGAAGCGCAAGUAUGGUCGAGACCAGCCAGAUGACCGAGAGGAGGAGGCGAAGAAAGCAGCAGAGGAUGAGCUACUCAAGGACGCGACAACGCUUUACGUUGGAAAUCUCUCAUUCUACACCACCGAAGAACAGAUUCAUGAGCUCUUCUCCAAGUGCGGCGAAAUCAAACGGUUGGUUAUGGGUCUGGAUCGCUUUCAAAAGACACCCUGCGGCUUCUGCUUCGUCGAGUACUAUACGCAUCAAGAUGCGCUUGAUUGCAUGAAAUAUAUCGGUGGUACAAAGCUGGACGAACGUGUCAUCAGAACUGACCUUGACGCUGGAUUCCAAGAGGGAAGACAAUACGGUCGGGGCAGAUCAGGUGGACAGGUCCGCGAUGAAUACCGAGAUGAAUUCGACCCUGGACGUGGAGGUUAUGGUCGAGCUGUCGACGCCGAAAGAAAGAAGGAGGAGGACGAAUAUGGUGCUGGAAGAUGA
Messenger RNA from Exophiala viscosa, 489 nucleotides. RefSeq lists its product as uncharacterized. Gene Ontology annotation, biological process: mRNA cis splicing, via spliceosome. Bases 1 to 489 code for a protein of 162 amino acids. Gene Ontology annotation, molecular function: RNA cap binding. The transcript has 2 exons. The record is from RefSeq and is a predicted model, not a curated record. NCBI's taxonomy places the organism in Eukaryota, Fungi, Ascomycota, Eurotiomycetes, Chaetothyriales, Herpotrichiellaceae. Gene Ontology annotation, cellular component: nuclear cap binding complex.